Messenger RNA from Sugiyamaella lignohabitans, 921 nucleotides. RefSeq names its product phosphoribosylaminoimidazolesuccinocarboxamide synthase (gene ADE1). The record is from RefSeq and is a predicted model, not a curated record. Gene Ontology annotation, biological process: 'de novo' IMP biosynthetic process. Gene Ontology annotation, molecular function: phosphoribosylaminoimidazolesuccinocarboxamide synthase activity. Bases 1 to 921 code for a protein of 306 amino acids. NCBI's taxonomy places the organism in Eukaryota, Fungi, Ascomycota, Dipodascomycetes, Dipodascales, Trichomonascaceae. Gene Ontology annotation, cellular component: cytoplasm. The transcript has a single exon.
AUGUCUGUGGUAACUACUGAUCUCCAGGGUACAUUGCCAUUGAUUGCCAGAGGAAAGGUUAGAGACCUUUACCAGUUGUCUGACGACAAGCUGCUCUUUGUAGCGACUGAUCGUAUCUCAGCUUUCGAUGUAAUCCUCAACAAUGGUAUCCCAUCUAAGGGCAAGCUUCUGACUGGAUUGUCAGAGUUCUGGUUUGAACUUCUUGCCGAUGUCACCAAGAACCAUCUUGUUCCAGGUGUCAAUUCUCACAACUUGGCCAAGGCUCUUCCCCAAUCUGUGAGCUCAAACGAUGAGCUUAUUAGUCAAUUAAUUGGCAGAAGCAUGGUCGUCAACAAGUAUAAAGUACUUCCACUUGAGGUCAUUGUCCGAGGAUAUAUCACUGGCUCUGCUUGGGCUGAGUACAAGAAAUCGGGCACCGUUCAUGGUAUCCCACAAAAGGCUGGCCUUCAGGAAAGUGAGGCUUUCGAGACCCCUAUCUACACGCCUAGUACUAAAGCUGAGCAAGGCGAACACGAUGAGAACAUCCAUCCAGAUGAGGCUGCCAAGAUUGUGGGCCCUGAACUGGCUGCUAAGCUUGAGAAGCUCGCACUCAAACUCUACACUACGGCACGUGACUAUGCUCUCAGUAAGGGAAUCAUUAUCGCUGAUACCAAGUUCGAAUUUGGUACUGACGAGAAUGGAGACAUUGUUCUUCUUGACGAAGUCCUAACUCCAGAUUCCUCACGAUUCUGGCGUAAAGAUACAUACGCUCUUGGCAAGAGUCAAGAUAGCUACGACAAACAGUUUGUGCGUGAUUGGCUGAUUUCCAACAAUCUCAAGGCCGUUGAUAACGUAACUAUUCCCGACGAAAUCGUCGAAAAAACCAAGGCCAAGUAUGUCGAGGCUUACGAAACCUUGACCGGUAAUAAAUGGGUCGAGUAG